This is a messenger RNA of Metarhizium brunneum ARSEF 3297, 1161 nucleotides long. RefSeq names its product Ankyrin-3. Gene Ontology annotation, molecular function: protein binding. The record is from RefSeq and is a predicted model, not a curated record. NCBI's taxonomy places the organism in Eukaryota, Fungi, Ascomycota, Sordariomycetes, Hypocreales, Clavicipitaceae.
AUGGAUGGUCUGACACCUCUCCUGAGAGCAUGCAAGGUAGCGUAUGAGAGCGGACAUGGUACCGCCAAGCUCGUCCGGGAGCUCUUGUCUAAGCGAAAAGCCGAUAUUAAUCUGAAUGCCAAAUGUCCUUGUAGUGAUGAAAAGUAUGCGGGAAUGACUCCCCUCCACCUGUCUGCGCUCAUCCUUUCAGAAGCUGAGGAAAGCAAAGAGGACAUUACUGACGAGGAAGACAAUAUUUUCAGCCACGACAAGAGCAUUGAUGAAGAAAACAAGAGCCAUGAUAAAGCGAAGGAUAAGCUGCAAGAAGAAAGCGACGAACCGGACGACGAGCUCCUCAAGUUGCUCCUCGGCUUUGGAGCGGACCCUAACGCGAGGGAUGCCACGGGCUCUACAGCUCUUGUGCUGGCUGCGGAAGCCGGACACAUCAAGGCACUCCGUGCUUUGCUAGAUCACAAUGCCGACCCUAACGUCGGCAAUACUAGAGAGACCACGGCGCUGCACCUUGCCGCUCAGUCUGGCCACGUCGCCUGCAUCAAUCUGCUUGUGAAGAAGGGUGCGAAUAUGGAUGUAGCUAAAGUGGACGAAACGCCCAACCGCGGGCUUUGUGGUAUUACACCACUGGUACUCGCGGUAGGCCUAGAGCGGCUCGGUGCCGCCAAGGCAUUGUUUCGUCUCGGGGCAGAUAUCGGACGUGCCAUACACAUUGCCGCACUGUAUGGCGAGUUGGACAUUUUCAACGAGAUACAUGAAGGUUGCAAAAGACUUCCAGCCGAGGAGUAUUUGAAGUUGUGUGAGCUAGCAAUCCACGCAGCCAUCAUGUCUAACAAUGGAGGGCGCCUCGCCACGCUGCUCACCACGCCUGGCGUCAAAGCAACCGUGGCAGAUGACGACGGGUGGACGCCGUUGCAAUGCGCCAGGUCUUACGACCGUAAGGAGAUGCAAGCACAAAUUCUAGGCGCUGGCGCCACCGACGAGUCAUCAGGUGAGAUGAAGACACCUACUCAAUGGCACCUGGACGACCGGCAUGCCGCGCUCUCUCCAGGUAUAGGGACAGAGCAGACCCCGCGAGUGAGAGACCCGAAGAUUGUAGAGGUAUUUGGUGAGUUUGUGCUUUGUAACGCCUCUCUGAACCUUGAUCGCAAGCGCAUUAUUAACAUAUAA